CCGCACAACCCCACAACCCCCGAGAUUCCUUGCGCCUGCAUCCCUCCCCCCGCUAUCGCCCCUUCAAGGCCCUGGGUCCGUCCACUGGGGGCGCGCGCAGUGCGUGGCAGGCGGUAGCGGAGCUGGCGGCUGGGAGCGCGGGUCGCGUGGCGGUGCGUGGUUGCUAGGGGCGCCUGAGGCCGCCGGGUCGCUCAGCAGGCCAAGGAGCAAGCAGCGCGGAGCCAGCUCAGUGCCGAGGCGAAGCUGAAUCGGCUAGGUGAGUGAGUGUGCCACUCUGAAAACACUUGAGGAGGAGGCCAGGAUUCCAUUCAGAUGAAUGACUUCUUAUAAAAGGAUCUUGUUUUUUCCUCCGGAUGCUGUCAUGAAAGAAGGCCCACCUUUCCCUGCAGUUGUGAAAACUGGAGACUGUUUUGUGCAGUUGAUUUAGAAACUGACGGACUUCAAGGAUGCAGCUGCCGCUACUGGAGGCGUGUGGCACCUUUCCUCAGCCGGGCCAUGAGGCCGUGUGGCCAUGAUGUGGGCCCCCCAUGGCCUCAGCGGGAACGGAGCACUACAGCAUUGGCCUCCGCCAGGGCAACGGCUUUAAGCAGACGGGUCCCGUGGGCCCCACACCUGCCCUGCCACCUGAGAAACGCUGUGAGGGCAAAGUCUGGCCUCAGGCUCAUCAGCAGGUGAAGCCGAUCUGGAAGCUGGAGAAGAAGCACGUGGGGACACUUUCGGCAGAGUUGGGCCCACCCCAACCAGCAUGUUUUUUUUGCCCCAGCACUUUAUGUAGCCCUGGGCCCACAACUGUCCUUGCAGGCCACGGCAACUCCUGUUACCUGCACUCUCUCCCGGACCUGGUCAGCCACACCCUGCUGUACCGCCGCUCCAACUGUAGGCACAAAACGUACCAGCAACUGGAGUCUUUCUGCUUGCGUUCAAGCCCGUCAGAAAGAAGAUCUUUUUCUGUCCCUCAAAAGAGCUUCACUGUCAGACUCACUGCCAAUCAGGCCUCGUCUCUCCCAGUCUCCCCCAUGGCCCAGCCCACGGCGUCCUCAUCCACAGAUCCGUACUUCUCCCUGGGAGCAGCCGGGGAAAUCCCUUCAGGGAAUAGCCUGGCCUCUGCCAUCUCAGGGAAGAUCCCAUCUCCACUCUCCUUCUCCUCCUCCUCCUACAAGCCCAUGCUAAAUAACAACUCCUUUAUGCGGCCAAAUAGCACAAAAGUGCCUUUAUCACAGGCCACAGAGGGCCUGAAGCCACUGUCCUCACCCAGGAUCCACCUUGCCUCCUGGCAUCAUUCAGGGGGCACUGGAGACUGUGUACUCCAGCCCAUUGAACACAAGGUCCCACACAAGAGCAAUGGCACCGUCCUAGAGGAUGCUCUUGCCCGUAGCACCCUGGCUUCCCCCAGCUCCUUAGACACUUCCGCCACCAGUGUUGCCUCUCCCCAGUCUAACCAGAGUAACUUAGCCACGAGGGCAAAGCCACAUCCCUUUGGCCUGGAUGGCGACUCUGCUUCCCAGGCUCUGAGCAGGGAGGUUCGGUUCACUGAGGCCGUGAGGAAGUUGACUGCACGAGGCCUUGAGCCGCCGAGGCAAGGCUGCCAGUUUGAUCAGUCUUGUUUCAUGAACCCCAGCUUGCAGUGGGAUCUCAACAGGAACAGGCAGUGGAAACCUCCUGCAGUAGACCCGCCAUUCUCGCAGGAGGAUGCUGGCGCAGACGGUAGGACCCUCCCCGGAGCUUCGGACGCCUUGGAGUUGGAUAGCACCGUCUUCUGCACCAAGCGCAUCAGCAUUCACCUCCUUGCCUCACACGCCAACGGGCUCAGCCACAGCCCUGCCUGUGGGUCUGCGACCGACUCCCCACCACUUAGAGAAGACAAAAUUCCAGUUCUGCCUUCUCCCCCUCAGCCCUGUGGCUUAGCCGACGUGGCCACCCGCCUCUCUUCCAUCCAUCUGGGCCAGCUUGGGAAGGAGGGGCCUAAAGAAGCCAGGGAGCUGGACUCAUCUUCUAGGGAGAUUGGCUCAGCUGCUGACCUCCAGCCAGACCAGGCUGAGGCUGAAGAUGUAGAAGAAGAGCUGGGAGAUGGUUUGGAGGACUGCUGCAGCCAUGACGAGAAUGAGGAGGAGGAAGGAAACUCCGAGUGCUCCUCGCCCAGUGCCGUCUCCCCCAGUGGGUCGAUAGCAGUCAUUUCUCGGAGCUGCAUGGAGAUUCUGACCAAACCUCUUUCCAGUGAGAAAGUUGUCCGACCAGCCCUCAUCUAUAGUCUCUUUCCCAACGUGCCCCCUACCAUCUAUUUUAGCACUCGGGAUGAGAGAGUGGAGAAACUUCCCUGGGAACAGAGGAAGCUGCUCCGGUGGAAGAUGAGCGCAGUGACCCCCAACAUUGUCAAGCAGACCAUUGGACGGUCCCACUUCAAAAUCAGCAAGAAAAAUGAUGACUGGCUGGGCUGCUGGGGUCACCACAUGAAGUCUCCUGGUUUCCGAUCCAUUCGGGAACAUCAGAAGCUAAACCACUUCCCAGGUUCAUUCCAGAUUGGGCGAAAGGACCGACUGUGGCGGAACCUGUCCCGCAUGCAGAGCCGCUUUGGCAAGAAGGAGUUCAGUUUCUUCCCCCAGUCCUUUAUCCUGCCGCAGGACGCCAAGCUUCUGCGCAAAGCCUGGGAGAGCAGCCGCCGCCAAAAGUGGAUUGUUAAACCACCAGCAUCAGCUCGAGGCAUUGGCAUCCAGGUCAUUCACAAGUGGAGUCAGCUCCCCAAGCGAAGGCCCCUUCUGGUACAGAGGUAUCUGCACAAACCCUACCUCAUCAGUGGCAGCAAGUUUGAUCUGCGAAUCUAUGUCUACGUCACCUCCUAUGAUCCUCUACGGAUUUACCUCUUUUCCGAUGGACUUGUCCGCUUUGCCAGUUGCAAGUAUUCGCCUUCCAUGAAGAGCCUUGGCAACAAGUUCAUGCACCUGACCAACUACAGUGUCAAUAAAAAGAACGCUGAGUACCAGGCCAAUGCAGAUGAAACGGCCUGCCAGGGCCACAAAUGGGCACUGAAGGCUUUAUGGAACUACCUGAGCCAGAAGGGAGUCAAUAGUGAUGCCAUCUGGGAGAAGAUAAAGGAUGUGGUUGUCAAAACCAUCAUCUCGUCAGAACCAUAUGUGACCAGCCUGCUGAAGAUGUACGUGCGGCGACCCUACAGCUGCCAUGAGCUCUUCGGUUUCGACAUCAUGCUGGACGAGAACCUCAAGCCCUGGGUCCUGGAAGUGAACAUCUCCCCGAGCCUCCAUUCCAACUCUCCACUGGACAUCAGCAUCAAAGGCCAGAUGAUCCGUGACCUUCUGAACCUGGCAGGCUUUGUUCUGCCCAACGCAGAGGAUAUCGUUUCCAGCUCCAGCAGCUCCAGCAGCUCCACGACCAGCCUGCCCAUCUCCCCCAGAGACAAAUGUCAAAUGGCCCCAGAGCACUUCACUGCACAGAAGAUGAAGAAAGCCUAUUACCUGUCCCAGAAAACUCCUGAUCAGGACUUCUAUGCGUCAGUGCUGGAUGUCCUGACACCAGAUGACGUUCGGGUUCUGGUCGAGAUGGAAGAUGAGUUUUCUCGCCGGGGUCAAUUUGAACGAAUUUUUCCUUCUCGAAUUUCUUCUCGCUAUCUCCGCUUUUUUGAGCAGCCACGAUAUUUCAACAUUCUCACCACCCAAUGGGAACAGAAGUACCAUGGCAACAAGCUCAAAGGAUUAGAUCUGCUUCGGAGUUGGUGCUACGAAGGGUUCCACACAGGAACCAUCUCUGAUUCUGCUCCAAUGUGGUCUCUCCCAACGUCACUUCUGACUGGCUCAAAGUGUGACAUGACGCUCAGUGCUUACUCCAAAUCAGAGACUGGCAAGCUGGGAAAACACAGCUCCUCUGAGGGAAUAAUGCCACUCCCCAAUGAUGGGACCACACCCAAGCCCAAGAAGACUCAAGCUGACCUUUCCUCUUUCCUCAGGAAUCCCAUUUCUUCAAAGGACAGUGAGGACACCAGCAAAGAGCCCAGCCUCUCCACCCACAAGUACUCUGGGCAGACUUUGACACUGUCUGCUUCCCCCACCUCCCAAUCAACUGGCGACCCCCUCCUGGCUGCUGUGAGCCCAUGACCGGCCUCGCUCCACUAGCUGCUGCCCAGGGUCACCUCUGUUAGCUACCUCAUGGGGACCGGCCAGCUGGCCCGCCUGAGCCCCCACCCCUCCACCUUGCUCCUCCUCAGAGUAUUUUUUGAAGUGGCUGAAUUCCAGAGAUGGGUAUCUGGAGGGCUGGAGGGGUGGUGGGGAUGGGGAAAGAGAAGGUGAGGAAGGGUCACUGGCUGGUACCUCAUAUCUCAGCAGAGAAGCCAAUGAUGGCCACUCAGCCUUAUAAAGCAGGGUUUGGUUUCUACCCUCAGAGAGCCACGUGUGGUUUAUUUUAGGCCUUGGUACAGUGAUUGAAUUAUAGUUCAAGAGGAGAAACAUAGUGAACAUAUUUGGGCCGAAGUCCUUUGUCAUUGGGGAGGUCACAGUCUCCUCAGGUCUCACCGUCUCUCUGGAAGAGCCACUUUCAGACAUCUUCAGGCAUCCUCGGUAGACGGGGAGAGGCUGUGACAUGAUGAACUCACUUCCUGUCAACCUUAUCUCGGGCUUCACCACCGCCAGGUCAUUUACCUUUUCAUACAUCCAGCCUGCCAGUAGCCCUAGGUCUUCCUGUUCUGACCUCCCAUCACUAUGUGGUCAGCCUUCUAGACUUCUCUCUUUUGGAUGUUAACUCUUCAGCUCUUGACUUUUGAGAGUGAGAGGUUCUGUGAACUUUGUGAAUUUCGUAUAGCCCCAGUGAAGGAGCCCAGAGAAUCCCAGUAGCUCUUGGCUGUGUCCAUAUAUCAAAGGACACAGUCCUGGGGGAUGGUAGAAGGAGCUGUGAUUCCCCCACAACCCAGAGGAGGCUCAUGUUCUGCUUACUCCCCUUUGCUGUGUCUGAUUAGCUGGGUCUGGCUCACAGGUCGCUAGGGCAAGCAGAGUCUGGUGGCAUGGCAGGUGGGUUUCAGGAGCUGUCACCACUGUAGGAUGGGCUCCUAGUCAGACUGCUGACUAACUCUGGUACUCUUAACUGAAUCUACCUCCCUCCCUAAAUCUCAGUAACAUGGUGAGUGUUCAAUAAAUGUUCGAGUGAACUGUACAGAUUAUCUCCAAGGACAUGGCACCUGAACCAGAAGUUCUGCGUCUCUCUCCGCAGGGGAAGGUGGAGCCAGGCGGGAGCUUGGAUCAGAAAGGCUGUUCUCACUUAAACAGUGCUCCUCCUUAACCCCACACUUGCUGGUCGCUGCUUGCCCCCUCCCUAGCCCUGCAAUCCCUUUACUUCAUGUUGCCAGCAGCAGGGCCCAACAAGAAGCCAACUGGUCCCUGUUUGUCAUACCCAAGUUUUCACCUUUGCACAUCAGGCAGGAAGGCAGCUCUCCCCCAGGGCUGUCUGCCUUCAUUCUCCCAGAGCUUUGGGAAGAUGCUCUCCCCUGUCACGUGGCUCCUGGAGUUCUGUGGUGAGUUCAGAUGGAACCAGGGAAAGAUCACUAAGAGCCCUGACUGGGUUUAAGGCCACAGUAGGUGACUGCUGGCCAGUGUGAAGGCUGUGUUGACAGUUGUGAAAAAAGCAUGGUGUCAGAGUCCUGGGGCAGCUCCUGCUGCUCUGUCGUAAGGACUUCACAUUCAGGGCCAAUAGGAGAGGUCCUUGAAGCCAAGUGUUUUUAAAUUCUCAUCACCUGUAAGUGUCUGAUGGACGUUACGCUGGGUGGGAGAAGGAAUGGGGCCUGGGGAUCAUUUCCCUUUCGCCCUGAGAGAAAAUUCAAUCUCGCUCAUUAAGCAGUCAGCAUACGUACUUAGCAGUGAACACCCACAGCAUAAGUUAUUCAGCUGAAGGAUUUUGGGGGAAGUAAUGAGGGUUUGGGGGUUUUGUUUUUUGGGUUUUUUUUGGAAGUUUAAAUUUGGGGGUAUAGUAGAAUAAAUGUUUGUCAGAACAUGUCAGUUGUUUUCCUAAGGUGAUAACUUACCCAGUCCCUGUUUAGAGAAAGGGGAGUGAGUGCUCCUGAGUCGCGGAAUGAAGUACAGAGUAUUUCUGGAGCACUGCAGUAAGGAUUUGGGUGGAGGGCAAGGAGGGUGGGCACUAUUCCUGUUUACUUCAGAUUCACUCGGGAUUGGUCAGAAACUAAAUACUAAUGAAAAGGUGGUGUUCUGAGAGGAAAAGAGCGUGUGCCUUGGAGGCUGAUCUUAGGUUCAAAUCGUAGCUUUGCUGUGUGACCUUGGGCGUGUCAUCUAACUUUAAAGUCUCGUUUUUGUUUUGUUUUUUUUUGUGUUUUUUUUUAAUACAAAUAUAAUACCUACAUUUAAGGGAGGUGAAAAUUAAGCAAAAUAUACUGAAAGCAUUUAGAGGGUUCAUAGUGCAUGGUUACUCCUUUUUCCAUUUGCUAUCCAAACCCUGUUCUUUGGGUAGGGAAAGGCAGGCAAGAAAUGUAAAAGGGAAGC
This is a messenger RNA of Rhinolophus ferrumequinum (greater horseshoe bat), 6488 nucleotides long. RefSeq names its product tubulin tyrosine ligase like 4 (gene TTLL4). The transcript has 20 exons. Lineage: Eukaryota; Metazoa; Chordata; Mammalia; Chiroptera; Rhinolophidae. Gene Ontology annotation, cellular component: cilium. Gene Ontology annotation, biological process: protein polyglutamylation; microtubule cytoskeleton organization. Bases 528 to 4103 code for a protein of 1191 amino acids. Gene Ontology annotation, molecular function: tubulin-glutamic acid ligase activity; tubulin binding. The record is from RefSeq and is a predicted model, not a curated record.